Messenger RNA from Monopterus albus (swamp eel), 1798 nucleotides. It is a transcript of the gene olfml1, whose product is annotated as olfactomedin-like 1. The record is from RefSeq and is a predicted model, not a curated record. Bases 369 to 1586 code for a protein of 405 amino acids. Lineage: Eukaryota; Metazoa; Chordata; Actinopteri; Synbranchiformes; Synbranchidae. The transcript has 8 exons. Gene Ontology annotation, biological process: signal transduction.
CUCACUUGGAUCCAGAACCCACUAGAGCAACAACUGAUUGGAGAAACAAGACAGAAAUUUCUAGAGCUACUUCUCAAACAGGACUGAACUCUGCAGAAGGAAAAGGAAUAUUCAGUCAUUAAAAGGCCAUCAAGGACUCCUAUCAACACCAGAAGACUGUUGAAAGCUGUGACUGAAGCCAUAUGGACUUACUUUUGUUUUCCUUUUGGAAGCUUUUUACUAGGUUGUGUGCUGCAGGAGCACUAUAGGAAUAUAGGAAAAGGUGUUGUUAUCACUGACAGGACAUUUCAGAAGCAGAAACUGUGAAGUCAUUGCUGCAGCUGCAGUAGUUUCAAUACUGAGAUACUAAGAGAAGUGCUACAGUAGUAAUGUCAGGCAGAGUGGUUCCUGUCUUUCUCUUAUCUUUGUGUCUGAAUGUGGGUUCAAUCCAAAGUCAGGGUUCCUCCCAGGAUGCAUUUGUAAUCCAGUACCUUGAGAGGAGACUGGUUCAGAUAGAGGAGCGUCUGAAUCAAUGUGAGCAAAACACAGUGAGUGUCACUCAGAAGACCUAUGACCUCUCCUCUGAAAUCAGGGGUUAUCUGUCCAUUCUCGGUGUACUGAGAUCAGAGAUGAAGAGCCACAUGGACAGUGUGUCUAUGCGUCUAGAUCGGAUGGAAAGAGAGCUGGAGUAUCUAGAAAACAAGAUCCCCACCCAGUCUGAUAUCGAGAUGGAAGAGGCUCUGCUGGAACAACAGAUAAAGGCUGCAGAACUGGACCAAUUAAACAAAAAAGCCCAGAUCCAAGUAGAGAAUGACUGCAGCACAGCCCUGAGUCAAGUCAAGUCUCUCAAGAUUGUGAAGAAGGCAGGAGACAUCUACGGUUCCUGGUUUAAAGACCCCUCUGAACAAUCUGCUAAGGUCUAUCUACUCAGUGGAAUUCAUAAUGACACUCUACUGGAGUAUGCGUCUCUGCAAAGCUUCGCAGAGAGGACCACCACCUCACCUGUUAAGGCAAUACAGCUGCCGUUCCACUGGCAGGGGACAGGUCACAUUGUCUAUAAUGGAUUUCUCUACUACCACAAGGCAGAUACACCCAACCAGAUAGUGAAGGUAGACCUGUUGAAUGGUACAGCGGUGGACAGCACACUACUUCCCGGAGCAGGUCGUCUCCCAGUCUACAGUCUAAACCCCAACACUUACCUAGACCUGGCUGUGGAUGAGCUCGGCCUCUGGGCCAUUCAUGCUGACCCAGAGUUUGGGGGAAACCUGGUCAUCACCAAACUGGAUAAGGGAACCCUGGCAGUAGAAUAUACCUGGGAUACACAAUGUAGAAGCCGUGAUGCUGAAGGAGCAUUCCUAAUGUGUGGGACUCUCUAUGUGGUCUACAACACACACUACGGAGGACGCUCUACCAUACAGUGUCUCUAUGACAUCCACGACACCAUCCACAGCAACGAAAGUCCUGUGAUGUUCUUCCCAAAGCGUUACACCAGCCACAGCAGCAUCCACUACCACCCUGGAGACAAACAGCUGUAUGCCUGGGAUGACGGCUAUCAGACCAUAUACAAAGUAGAGACACGCAGGAAUGACCAAGUUAUUUCAGAAUGAAGAUGUUCCACUGGGUUCAUCCAUCCAAAUGUGUUAUCACUUCAUAAAGUAUGUAAUAAUCACCACUUAUAAAAGCAUCAGUUUAUGGAAACAAUUAAUGAGUAGCUUAUAAUUUACUGUUGUUUGUUAUAUAGUGAUCCUUUGCUGGCAAUGGAUGCUACAUUUUUUAUCACUGUUAAUCAUUAUAGACAAAUGUCAUGUCCAACCAAAGG